GCGAUGGGAGAGAGGGUCGAGAGUGGGGGUCAGAGUGGGGCCAGAGAGGCACGGAUGAGGAGGAGGAGGAGGAGGAGGAGGAGGAGGAGGAGGAGGAGGAGGAGGAGGAGGAGGAGGAGGAGGAGGAGGAGGAGGAGGAGGAGGAGGAGGAGGAGGAGGAGGAGGAGGAGGAGGAGGAGGAGGAGGAGCCGCAUGCUGCUGAUGAUGCUGCUGCUGCUGCUGCUGCUGAUGCUGCUGCUGGCGCUGCUGGUGGUGCUGCUGGUGCUGUUGCUGCUGCUGGCGCUGCUGGUGGUGCUGAAGAUGGCGGUGGUGGUGCUGGUGGUGGUGAUGCGGGUGCUGGUGGUGACACUGCUGCUUCUGCUGCUGCUGCUGCUGCUGAGUGAGGAGAGGAGGACGGGAGGGAGCGGGAGGCGGGGGGGUGGCGAGGGUGGGUGAGGCGGGGUGAGGGGGCUCCC
Messenger RNA from Closterium sp. NIES-67, 455 nucleotides. The record is from the annotation of a GenBank genome assembly. NCBI's taxonomy places the organism in Eukaryota, Viridiplantae, Streptophyta, Zygnematophyceae, Desmidiales, Closteriaceae.